This is a messenger RNA of Kickxella alabastrina, 1119 nucleotides long. RefSeq lists its product as uncharacterized. Lineage: Eukaryota; Fungi; Kickxellomycota; Kickxellomycetes; Kickxellales; Kickxellaceae. Gene Ontology annotation, molecular function: acyltransferase activity, transferring groups other than amino-acyl groups. The record is from RefSeq and is a predicted model, not a curated record. The transcript has 3 exons. The coding region runs from base 106 to 1119 and encodes 337 amino acids.
AUUGUGAGAUAUUUAUUCUACUUGCUUCUCUAUUCGUACUUACACUCCAUAUUUCAGCAAUACUCUACGCUUUAGUAAUUAUAUAUUUAAAUUAUCGACUUACCAAUGGACGCAAAAAAUUCGCUUAUAAAGGCCACAAAAACGCAGACAAUUCCGCUACACCCAUUCGACAUGAUGACAGGAGUUGUCAAUAUAAUUUAUAUAUGUUACUACAAGAAUACUUUGGGCAGUGAUACGUUUAUGCCGACAGAUAUGCUGAGAGACUCGUUUUUCACGACGCUGGCUGAAUUUCCUAUUCUGCUUGGUCGGCUGCAGGUGGACGGCAGUGGCAAAACAGUAGUCGUGGUCGACGAGAACAACCUCAAUAUGCCCGAGUUCAAGGAAACCCAAAGCGACAUACAUUUUGGCCAUUUGCAAUCGGCAGGCUUCAGUUGGAGCACCAUGCCGCAAGGCACAGUUGCUGUUCGUUCCGUCGCUACUGUUGGUGACCAAGGCUACAUCAAGUUGGCCAACGUGCACAUUGUCAGGCUUAAGGACAACAGCGGAGUUGUUUUGACAGUCGGCCUAUCCCAUUAUGUCGUCGAUGGUAUUGGAUACUGCACGUUUAUGAACCAGUGGGCCAAAAAUUGCACACAUUUGCAAAACGGCACUCCUAACAAUAGUGUGCAUGCCAGGACACUCAAUUUUGAUCGCCAAACGGUUGCGCGCUGCCUGCCCAGUAGAGGAUCCACAGUUGAUCAAGCUACACGUUCUCUGUAUUCCACGGAUGGGUACAUGGCUCGGUGGUUGGCCUGGUUGACACCUGAGAGCCGUGGCAGCGUAUUUAGUGUUUUGAUGGCAUUGGAUAACUAUACAUUUUUGAAGCCCCCGACAUCUAACUGGGUUACUUCAAUAGCGGUCGAUAUCCGGGGCCGCAUUGACACAGCAUCUACAGCCAACUAUACUGGAAACAUGUGGACUCCUGAAUACACUGGUAAACUUGUCUACUCUACCCAAAAGCUUGCUCAUUUCCAACCAUUCUCGGUUUCCACUGUACAAUGCCAAUUUCGGAAGUGGCAUACCAGCAUGGGUCAGCCCAACACCAGAGUCAUUUCUCAACUAUGCAACAGUACUUCCUAG